CCCCCUCUUCAGCAAUUCCGUUAUGAGUUGCGAACCCGAAUACCGUCGAAAAAAUCGUUGACAGUGGCAGCCACAGUUUGGCCACCUAUACACCUCUUCAGCAAUGUCACCGCUCCUCGCACUACCCAUAGAGGCCCUCCACGAGAUUACCGCCAAAUUGUUGUACAAACAACUAGACGAUUCCGUCCCGCCAGCUUAUUAUACCUGCGUCGAGGAAGAAGCCCUCAGAGCCCUCUGCCUCACCUGCCGUAGGUUACGGGACGUCGCUCAGCCUAUCCUCUUCAGCGUUUUCCUGUCCCAGCAAAGUAGAAGGGAGGAGAAUCUGGUGAAGAGAUUUGCAAGAUUUGCCAGGACAAUUGCGAUAAGGGGCGACUUGAGGAAGUCUGUCCGGAUAUUCGAUAUGUCGACGCACUAUGCCUCGAAUAGCGACUCUCUUGAGCUUCCGUCAGGAUCUGGACUGCAGGAAUUACAAGAGGCGGCGCCCGCUUACUUUCAGAGUCGAGAGGUGCGGGACAAUGGAGUCAUGCUGCAUGUGGGCGAACACGUCAUGGGCAUUCUCUCCCUCCUGCCCAACCUACGCGUCCUCAAAAUUGAAGGCCAAGUCGAUGACGCUCCGGACUUCUGCCGCCUCGUCGACCUGAUGGAUAACUUCCAGAAAUUGGAAGAAUUGCAGCUUGUAUGCGAAGAAUUGGAAGAUCUUCCUUGGCUCCGUGUGUCGGACCUAGCACCACUCCUGCGACUACCGGAGCUGAAGAAGUUCAGCGUGAAGACAGCGGCGGUCUACGACAUCGAGAGCGCUGUUCAUCUGUCGACAUUUGAGGAGAAGUCGCUGAGUGUAGAGGAGGUGUCGAUGGAAAAUUGCGUGACUACGAAUGCCUCGAUGCACCGGCUGAUCAGGGCCUUCCGCCAAUUGACUCGUUUCAAAUACACCAAUUGGACUGAAGCCGACGAAGAAGCGCAGAAACUCGACACCCUGGUCUGGCAUUCAGCACUAUCCGAGCACAAAGACACCCUUCAGGAACUAGAGAUAGACGAUCUCUGCCCCACUACAGAAGACGACCUCAGCCUGCCUACCUCCUGGCCGUCCUUUUGCAAUUUUGCGUCCCUUAAGGUUCUCCGGAUUGAGUACGACCUGCUGGAUUACAACGGAUUACCCGAGAGUCUCUGGACGCUGCAUCUUUUCGACUGUGAAGUCAUCCAGAGCGACGAGGAGCUCGACAGCCUGUGCCGGAUAAAAGCGCGCUCGUGCCCAGAUAUCGAAGAUGUGGAAAUUAGGGUUACCCGCAAUAAGUAGAUGAUAUUUCACUAGCUGGAAUGCUAUGGGUUCCAGUAUUCGGCGGGAAGAUGCAUGGAGAAUGCUAGGUUGGAUUUCAAUCUCAAGUUUAUCGCCUGAGUGAGACUAAAGGUCUGGAUGACGGGUUGUAUUGAAGAGACGAAGACGAAUUAAUGCAAGAACAGCAAGAGCCUCAUGAACA
Molecule: messenger RNA, 1475 nt
Organism: Trematosphaeria pertusa
Lineage: Eukaryota; Fungi; Ascomycota; Dothideomycetes; Pleosporales; Trematosphaeriaceae
Exons: 1
Coding region: 104-1294 (396 amino acids)
Source: RefSeq, a predicted model, not a curated record